AUGGAUGUACUUUAUUUUAAACGUUUGGUUGAGAGGGAUCUUUUAGAGUCCCGAUUUGGUGAGCUCUUUUCGGAUGCUAAUGAGUUGAAUGAAAGUAAGGCCAUGGGAGAUGACUUGUCCAAUGAGGAAUUAACAAGCAUGAAAUUCACGUUAAAAACCAAGGAUAAUGAAAUCAAGAGACUGAGGGAAGUCAUUAAUGUUAUGAGCAGCAAUAAUAAAAGGAUGAGCGAUGACCUGAUUGGUGCAAAUAUCGAGAACACGGUACUACAGGAAAAAUUGGACUCUUUAACGCAAGAGCACAACGAAUUGGUCAAGAGGUGGCUGCAAAAAGUUCAAAAUGAUGUUGAAACUAUGAAUGCUACAAUAGAAUCGCAUGGAAAUAGAUGA
Molecule: messenger RNA, 387 nt
Organism: Kazachstania africana CBS 2517
Lineage: Eukaryota; Fungi; Ascomycota; Saccharomycetes; Saccharomycetales; Saccharomycetaceae
Gene: ATG16
Product: Atg16p
Exons: 1
Coding region: 1-387 (128 amino acids)
Source: RefSeq, a predicted model, not a curated record